AUGAAGCUACGGAAACUUUUCGCACAAUGGUCAUAUUGUGCUCCCCAACUGAACAAGUGUCCUCCAGGGCCGCAAGGUCCGCCCGGUCAAAGAGGAUAUGAUGGAGAAGACGGCAUUCCGGGCCAACCUGGAAGCGAUGGAGCAAAUGGAGUUGCUCUCAUUGCGUACCAUCAGAAAGCACCUGGAUGUAUUCGUUGCCCUGUUGGACCACCAGGACCGCCAGGAAACGCUGGAUGUCAAGGAGAACAGAACAACCAAAAAUUGCAGGGUUCGCCUGGUCCUCCCGGUCUUAAAGGAUCUAGUGGAUACCCUGGACGACAGGGGCCGUGCGGUUUGCCUGGAGACGCUGGCCUAAUCGGACCAUCUGGCUUACCAGGUCUACCUGGACAACCCGGUAGUCCCGGCAUGAUUAGAAUAGGUGUUCGUGGUCCAAAAGGAUUGCCGGGCCAAUUCGGUCCACCAGGCAUGCCUGGACCUCCAGGGUACAGUCCCCCGCCAGGCCGUCCUGGUCUCAUGGGUCCUAGGGGGCCACCAGGCAGAGCCGGAGAACAGGGACCUGCUGGGCUACCUGGAUACCCUGGAAGACCAGGAAUUCCAGGACAGGAUGGCGAGUAUUGUCCUUGCCCUCCUAAACGUGGAACCUACCGUCCAUCAACCUAUGAUUAUUAUGUGGGUCAAUCCAGUGGAAUCAACGGCAGAGCUAAACAGGGUUACGAUAGAGGACAAAUAAGUGCAGCCGAAUACCGAAGAAGCGUUUUAACAGUAAAAGAAAUUGACAGUGUCUCAACAGUGAUAAGGAUACUGGUAAUGGCAUCGACUCAAUCGAAGCUAACGGAUUCGUUUCAGAGUGAUCGCUCGGAUGCUGCGGCGCCGACGUUUGCUGUCUCAAAAGAAACAGAUGUAGUUCAAACUGAAUACCACUCGAACUAA
Molecule: messenger RNA, 930 nt
Organism: Angiostrongylus costaricensis
Lineage: Eukaryota; Metazoa; Nematoda; Chromadorea; Rhabditida; Metastrongylidae
Source: the annotation of a GenBank genome assembly